AUGGAGAUCAACACCCAGAUUGAAGAAGUUACUGAGAAAUCAGACUCCUCCUUCGCUUCAAGCAACAGUGAAAUCAUAGUAAAGCACAAGCCAUCUUUGCCUAAAGAUGCAAGUUUCUCUAAGUUCAAAGCAAAAGUGUUUAAUUUUAAUGCAAGGGAAGCUUUCAAGAGGAACUCUCAAAUGGCUGACAAUCUUCUUAAAUAAACUCAAUAUAUCAGCUAUCAAAAGAAGUCUCAGCUAUACAGAGAAAGACAUUAUUAACUUGUUGAAGAAAGAUCCUUCUACAAGAAAUAAUUUUGAUAUAACUAAGAUCUCUAACAUGCUGGCAGAAAAAUAAGUUCUUCCAAGAAUACGUUAAAUCCAAGCAGAAAUAAUUUAAUUCAUGAUUGUGCUAGAUCUAUGAAGCUAGAAAUAAUCCCUGACAAUCAAUAUAUUUACAAGCAAGGAGACAGAGGCGAUAAGUUCUAUAUAAUCAUUUCUGGAAAGGCCAUAAGUGAGGUCCCUCUUCUUCUAGCUAAAGAGAUGACAAUGUUUGAAUACUUCCAGUUCAUUGAUGAAUACAGGGACUCUAUUACCAAAAUCAAUGGGAGCAUUGAUUUCACUCUUCCUGAUCAGGAAUUUGUUAAAGAACAGCUUAUGAAAUACCAACAACAAUUUGGAGAAAACAUAAAAAGCUACCUCAGAGCCUCUCCUGAUAUAAAGAAUGACGAGAUAAAGCAGGAAACAGAGGAAACAUCAAAGAAAAAACUUAGAAGGCCAUCAAAGAAAUCUAAAACAUCUCUCAAGCAACUUAACUCAGUCAUAAAUAAAUCUGAAGAAACCAAAUAUUAUGAGAUAGAAUAUAUUAAAAAGUUACAGACUCAUUCAGAUGGGUCUGAACUUGGUGUUUUCACCCUGAUCACACGCAAACCAUAUUUUUCAAGCGUGUAUACCCAAAGUGAAACAUAUUUAGCGGUACUAGACAACCUCUCUUUCAUAAGAAUCCUGAAAAAGAGUCAGGUUGAGAAAUAACAACAGACAUAUUCAAAUAAUGAAUCAUUUCAACAUAUUCAAGCAAUUCCGAAAAUAACUAUCAAAGUGAAAUCUUCAAAUUUAUGAAAGAGGAAAGAUUUGUCAAAGGUCAGAAAAUAUCCGAUCCUUCUAUUUCAAAAAUAUACUUUCUGCUAGAAGGACAGAUAGAAGUAACCAAGAAAGCUCAGAUAAAGGACGGUGUUGACAAAGAUACUAUUACCUACGACUUAGUUCCAGUAUCAGAGCAGAAUAAAUCUUUUCAUGAAUUUAUUAAGCGGUCUAAAGACCUCCUACAUAUGGCAAAAGCCCAAAGAGACUGAUAUCUUACUGAUUGCAAUCCUAAUUGGAACGAAUACUAUUUUGAUAAAAGAGGGAAUAGGAAAGAAGAUAUUCUGUAUGGAGGAUCUUCAACCAGAAGUGAUACACACCUCCUUAAAUAAAAGCAUUCCUAAAAGAGUCAAUUUCAAUAUCUGUGUUCUGAAUCCUUAUGCAAUUAUAGGAGCUGAAGAAGUAAUGUUUGACAUUAAAGAACGAUUCGUAUCUCUUAAGUGAGUAUCCCCAACAGCCAAGUUACUUGUAAUGUCAAAAGAAGACAUCUUCUGAUAUAUUCAAAGUCCCACACUAAAUAAGAACUUACAUAAAAUAGCUGAAGAGAAUUGGAUUAAGUAUAAUAAUGCUCUUAAAUAAGAAUCUUGAAGAUGUAUAUGAUAGAAGAGAAGUCAAGCAAAUAAUGAAUAUUAGAAAAGAUAAGCGCAAUCCUGCCUAUUCUAAAGUCUCCAUCCAGAAGUCUAUUAGUAGAGUUGAUCGUAGGCGAGAAAUGCAAUUACUCAAUUUACUUAAUUUUCCAAGUACAAAGCAAAAUAAUGGAAGUUUACCAGGGCUUCAGAAGGAAGCUAAGAUCCCUCCUGAUUAUCGCCAAACAUUUUUCAUAGCAAAGACUUUUAAUAAGUUUAAACGUCAAAUCAAGACAAGUUCAAGCACCAAGAAAGAAGACUAUCUUGGGGAAAUAAAACCUUGUGCAUGAGAAAGAAUAGACCAUGAUAAAAUUCUCCAAAUCAAAAAAUCAGAUUUCAGAUCUAAUUCGAUGGAUGUAAUCCACUCUCCUUCUUUUGCAUGAGAAUGAAGAAUUCAGUCCAACCAGAUUGGAACUAAAGUUGAAAUAAGAAAACAAAGACUGUUCAAAAGUAAAUCAAGAGGAACCCUUCAUUUUAACAAAAGCUCUGUCAUUAAGAAUAUAAAAACAUUCAGAAUGUGGAGAGCAAGGGAUAUUGAUCUUAAUGGAAGCUACUAUCAACAGAAGAAAGUUAGCAGAGAGAAUAGCUCUAAAAGCUUAAAGACCUUCAGAAACCCUGAAAUAUUUAAUGUUACAUCUCCUUUAUUAACCAAGUCGAUCAAGAAAAUAGAGUUAUCCAGUGGUUGAAAACUUAAUCAAAGUCAAGAGAGAUUGAAAGAAGCAAUCAAAGAUUUUAAACUGAAGUUAUACAAGACUAAGUUGAUGAAAUCAAGACCAUAAUCUAAC
Molecule: messenger RNA, 2530 nt
Organism: Moneuplotes crassus
Lineage: Eukaryota; Ciliophora; Spirotrichea; Euplotida; Euplotidae
Source: the annotation of a GenBank genome assembly